Molecule: messenger RNA, 1281 nt
Organism: Anolis sagrei ordinatus
Lineage: Eukaryota; Metazoa; Chordata; Lepidosauria; Squamata; Anolidae
Gene: NANOS3
Product: nanos C2HC-type zinc finger 3
Biological process (GO): oogenesis; negative regulation of translation
Cellular component (GO): perinuclear region of cytoplasm
Molecular function (GO): zinc ion binding; mRNA binding
Source: RefSeq, a predicted model, not a curated record
CCCCUUGCCUCCAGGCGUUGCUUGGGGGAGGCGACUGACCACCCCAAAGCCCCUCCCCAAGCCGGCGAUUGGCUAGCUGGGCCGGAGUAUACAAAAAGCACAUGGGCGCCGGCAUGGCUCAAGUUUUGGGCGGAGAGGAGAGGAGCGAUGAUGGGCCCGGCUUUCGACCGGUGGAGGGACUACCUCCAGUUGGCCCAAGUGGUGGAGGAGCUGCGGAGGAGGCCCCCUUCGGAGCAGGAACAAGAAGAGAGGCAGCCCCCCUGCUCCUCCUCCUCGUCUUCUUCCUCCUCCACGGUGUGUUGCUCCUUCUGCAAGCAGAACGGCGAGUCCCAGCGGAUCUACACCUCUCACCGGCUGAAGGACGAGGCCGGGGACGUCCAGUGCCCCAUCCUGAGAGGGUACACCUGCCCGCAGUGCGGGGCCACCGGGGAGAAGGCCCACACCCGCCGCUUCUGCCCCCAGACCCACAAGGGCUACGUCUCUGUUUACACUAGCAACAUCCGCAACUCCGCCGGGAAGAAGAAAAACACGAAGAAGGAGGUGCUACCCAAGGCUGCCCUGGGAAGGAAAGAACUGGCGUGGAAAUCCCUUCCAGACCAACCACUCUCUUUCUCUCCUAGACUUAGAAGCAGCACCAAGAAUGGGUUCUCUUGCAGAGGUUCUUCUGACCUGCUGUUUGACACAUCUAACAUUCCUCCUGAAGUCUGAGAAGAUUCUGGAUCUAAUAACUCACCCAUAUUCGUUGAUGCAGAGAACUCAAAUGGUUCAAAGAAAACAUGGAGGCAUGGGCCUGAAUUUUUGAAAUACAUGUGGCCCAUUAUAGGUGAUGCCUGCAAUGAAUUCUCUCAGCAUUUGCACAGUCAAUGCACUUCAAACUAUUAUAGGUUUUUAAUCAACUGCUCUUCUUCCUGGAACAGUGCCACAUUCCAGUUGGCUACAAUGUUUGCCUCAGUAUUUGUCUCAGUCCCAUAUUCCAAACUACUAAUGCAAAUCCCACUUUAUUAUUGUUAACUAUGUUUUAAAUACCCCUUCGUUUCAGAAGUGGCAAUUUUGUUGUUUCUUGUUAUCGUUUAUGUUAUUUAUUUGUUAUAUAUGGUUAAUAUUAUUUAUUUUUUCUUUUGUUGUUGUUAUUUGUUAUAUCAAAACUACUAUGACUGUUUGAAUACUAAAUACAGAGUAUUUUUUCUUUUAAAAUUGACAAAUGUAGUUGUUUUUCAUGAGGGCAAAUUAAUCCUAUAUGAAGCGUUAUACUGUUGAAGAAAUAUAGUAAAGAUUACAAAA